UCACUUCCGCCUGUACUUCCUGGAGCCACAACCCUCAGACGUCGACUUCAAAACGCUUCCGUAAAAUAUUCCACUCCGGUGCGUACUGCUCCGUUUUCAGUGUACUAGCUAGUAUACGACGUUUUUGGAAAUAUUGUUCAACAUUUAUCUAAAUAGAAUGAAGGCCAAGGGAUUUGCAGUUACCCAUCACCUGUAAAGGUAAAGCGUUAGUUAGCAGGUUACGGACAACUAACCUAGUUAUUUUACUCGCCAUUUUGAUAAGAGCUACGACCCGAAAUUAUUUUAAUAGCAGGUUAGGAGGGCAGUUUUGCCAUCCCUAAUUAUUUUUCAUAACCGUAACCAAAUUGUCCUAACCUGCUACAUUGAUUCUCAUAACCCGUUGCGUAAUACUUUGUACUAAUCUGCUACGAAAAAGUAACUUCCGGUCGUAACUGUAUCGAAGUAGCGCGAAGAGUGUUUCUCAUGGUUAGAUAGCUACAUCUCCAAAUACGAUGUAGGCAUUUGGCUAGGUAAUUUAUAUAGUGGAAAUUACAUUAUCUGUCUAGUUCAUGUGGAGAGGAAUGUCAUCGGGGUGUUUUUGAUUACUUUGUCUUUGUAGAGACAUUGGUGCAAAAUGGAUGUUGACGUUAAACUAGAGGAAGAUGAGAGGGAGAUAUCCCAUACAGGAAUUUGGUCUGAUUCGAUUAAUGCCUGGAUAGAUUACCCAAAUUCAACAUUGUCAGAAAACACAGAAACAGGUUACCAUGUGGGUUUACUGAAAGAGCAUACACAUGUACCUCCCAUCAGUCCCCAAACAACAAGCCACGGGCAGAUUUUACGUCUUUUUCCUGAAAUGACCGGAGCAAGUGAUGGGGAGAACAGGGCUGUCAAACUGGUUUAUUUCUGUAAAGAUCAAGAUACCAUCGGCACAUCUGAAGGGAAUUCAAUCAAGGAACAGUCAUGGCAUUUAGCACCGUCCAGUGAUAUUCUGACAGGACAUGCAUCCACUUUCAGUGGUUAUUUUGAAGCUCAAAUCAACCCAACUUCACAGGUUUCUAGGCAAACACAGACCAAUAAUAAAUUGCCCUCUGACAAUGUUAAUAUCCCAAGCUCUAGUACUGCCAUUCAUUCUGUGCUAACCUCACCUGCUACAGAAAACGACUGUCAUUUAGCUGUAUCUACUAGACCUAUUCUUCCAGAAUAUUGUGAGCCAUUGAACUUUCCCUCUGAUGAAGAGGAAGACUACAAAGCCAAUUUAAGUCAACGACUACAAUGCCGGAAAACGUUAGAGGAUAAAUGGAUACGUCAGUGUCGUGGCAGUUACUCAAGACCCAACCUAAGAAAGUUUGGGAGAUAUUGGAAAGAUCCAUACGUCAAGUGCAAGGAGAUCGGUGUAGAUUUCAAUGUUGGAUCUGGAGCGAAACAGAAACUGAAUUUGCAUUUACUGACAGUUGGUGUAAUGCUUGAGGUGUCAGAAUAUGCUAGAAUCAUUAAUAGAUCUCGCCCUCAUGUUAUCUUUGAUAUUCUAGAUUACAACUUUGUUCUUGGUGUACAAAAUGAACAACAAUAUGACUUUUCAUUCAGGGUAGAAAAGAAAUUAAAAGAAAUGCUGAAGAUGCAUUCUAAGAGAACACCUGAGUGGUUAACAGAAGUCUUUGACCUUCCUGAUCCAAAGACAGUUACAGUUUUGGAAUACUCCCUUAAAUGGGCACAGUUGUAUUUGCAAAACAGCUUGUCAAAUCCUACACCUUUUGACGUUUGCAUAAAGGAGGAGCCUGUUGUGGGCCUGAUCUCUCCUCUGCAUGUGACGACUGAGAGCUUCUCCACUGAGACAGAUGUGACACGGUGUGCUGAUGAGACGGCAAUCCUUGGCCCUGAAAAUGGACGUAAUGAUACCUGCACAAGGUAUGAGCCUUAUAUGGGCAUCGUCCGUCCUCAACAUGUCCAGACGGAAACCUUCCCAACUCAGACAGAUAUAACAUCCUUCAUGAUGCCCACUGUAGAAGAAGCAUUGAGGGAACUCUACCCAAUCUGUAAGGGAAAAGGACUUGACCUUGUUGUGAAAUCAAAAUAUGGGAAAAAUAAGAAACUUGACUUGCAUCUAUUGACCAGAGAUGUAAUGUUUGAAUUGGCUGAUUUUGCCUCACAAGUGUGUGGAAAUCGGAAGCAGGUUGUGUGUGAGGUUCUCGAGCGUAAUUUUGAUUUGGAUUUAAAAAGUGGGAAAACUGAGCUGGCCAAAGAUAUUAUGAGAAAGUUAAGAGCAGUUUUACAGCGCAAGAUGGGUAAAAAAGGUACAUGGAGAUUGGGACUUGAAAAUGAAGCUUUCUUAAAGAAGUCACUCAAACGAAAGAACCCUGCGGAGAUGUCCACUAGCCAGAAGGUCACUACAGCAUCACUUGAGCCAAAAUACCAAAUGAAAGAAGUAUCAAAAAGGAGGAGAUUGAAUUUAAUGAGCAAGAAGAAAGACAUGGACAUGUUAGUAACCAAGGAGACCGAGGGAGGCCAUUUCUCUGAAGUAGUACAAAUAGAACCUCGUCUUGUCAAAAUAGAGAGAAUCUCUGAUGAGACUGACCUUGCACUUUGUACUGACGAAACAAAGCAAAUUGUCGUUACCAACUUGGACCAAUCAAAUGUGACGUCUCACACCAAAAAUAUGGUGAAAGCCAAAGCGUGCUACCCACUCUGUGAGGAAAUAGGUCUGGACCUUGAUGUCACAUCCAAACCAUCUAAACAGAAACUGGAAUUUAAUUUACUGACAAACGGUGUAAUAUUUGAGGUGCAUAAAUAUGCAGGGAUAAAAUCCUAUCGUCAAAAAAGAAGUGGGUGCAUUCUCAUUGAUAUUCUAAAAUACAAUUUUGAUCUUAGUUUGCAAAAUCAGAGACUAUUUCCACUGCAUAUUUGCUGUAAAGUGAAACGAUUGGUUCAGAAACACAAAUCUGAGCUCGUGAGAAAAAGAGAAAUCUCAAAAGAGGUGUUCACAAUACCGAGUGUGCUUAAAAGCCAAGCAAAAACAAAUGUGCUUUCAGAUUAUUUUCCUGAAAAAAAUAUGGAAAAAAACGCAAGGCUGGUUUAUCCUCAUCAUGGUAAAGACACUAUCUCUGUGGAGACAGCUGAAACAGUCUCCACUGAUGAAGCAGCGAUGCUUGACCGGGAUAAUGGACCUGCUGAGAUCUGCAUAAAGGAGGAGGAGGAGGAGGAGUCAGAUCUUCACUCUGAGGUCAAACUGGUUUAUUUCUGCAAAGACCAAGAUACCGUCAGAACAUCUGAAGAGCAUUUGAUCGAAGAUGGAUCAUGGCAUGAAUCAACACCCAGUAAUAUCCUGCCUGGAAAUGUGUUCAGCCUUCCACAGGCACCACUACCAGCUGCAGAAAGUGGUCCUUUCGGAAGUAAAACCGAGCCAACUUCACAGAUAUAACCAGAUGGUCCAAUGCAGAAUCACUCGAGACAAAAUACCAUAGACUUGACAGAAGUAACCAGGGGAAAAAAGGGAUUUAAUGAGGAUAAAUACAUGUUUAUAGCCUAUACAGGAAAAGAAAGUUGUCAGACAAGUAGAACCUCAUUGAGAUGAGAUGGAUCUGCCAGGGAAAAGAAAAGCAAUUCCUUUACUUCCUGACUGAGAUCUCAGGGGGGGGGGGGAGAUACAAGAUGGAAAGAAAAGUCUGAUCUGCUCGCUGUGAAACGCCAGUUUCUCAUUUGCCUGAAAAAAAAAAUGAGAAAAAGAUUGAUAUUGUUAUAUGUGAUGAAGUGCAGCACGAGGUGGAUUCUUACCGACGUUUCAAAAUGCUUUGUAGUCGAGACUGGUUCUGAGAAGAAAUGCUAACAAAUCCUUGCUGGAUACAGAUCAGGUUGCUAUUGAAAAUCUGCAAAAGGCUAAGUCAUAAAGUCCCUCAGUUCAAGAAGACGACUCGUACCUGGGAAUGGCUCUGGACUAAUUACAAAAAAACUGUUUAAAAUCACUGCAGAAAGCAGAGACAACAAGAGUUUUGCCAAAAGGAAGAAGGGCUGUUGAUCACUUGUGUGGUAGAGAGAAACACCCAGAAUCAGUCUGGACAGGAUGGAGUUUUAGUCUGGACAGGAUGGAGUUUUAGUCUGGACAGGAUGGAGUUUUAGUCUGGACAGGAUGGAGUUUUAGUCUGGACAGGAUGGAGUUUUAGUCUGGACAGGAUGGAGCUUCAGUCUGGACAGGAUGGAGCUUCAGUCUGGACAGGAUGGAGUUUCAGUCUGGACAGGAUGGAGCUUCAGUCUGGACAGGAUGGAGUUUUAGUCUGGACAGGAUGGAGCCUAACUGUGGAAAAACAGAAACUGACUGAUACACACAUUACAAUGACAAAUCAAUGACCAGAUUGGCAACCAGCUCCAGCUACUCAGCAUCACUCUGACUAUUUGUGCUGGUUGGCUUCUGUCUCAGCUGAAGGGAGGACAUUGUGUUUUAAAGUCUUUUCUUUCUGUCCUGAAGUAGGCCUACCUGCUUAAUACACACAGACUUUCAUAUAGGUAAAGCAAAGGCAUGCUAUGACUUAACUCUACCUUCAUAUAUUGGGCUGCCUUUAUCCCAAUAGUUUCACAGUUUAAAAACGUGUGUUUUCAAAUGACUGUAUGCUACAUUGAUCUUUGGAUCACACUUGGAAUGUGAAAGGUUUCCUAGUGUUAGUUUUAGGUCUCCCUGAAGUCCGUAGACUUCCACUCUAUUAGUCACCCUAGAACACAGUCAACGAGCCUAACGGAAAUGUGUAUUCAUUAGGUAUAUACUGUAGCUAAAUGUUUAAUGGAGGGCUACGCUAGCGUUUCUUGGACCAAUUCAGAAAUUGGUACACAAGAAGGAGUAGCACUAGUCUUUUUAGGAUUAGGUGAAAAUAGGGAGACAAUGUAUUUGUAUUAAGGGUUUAGUCUUUGAAUGGUGGAUUUGUGCAGAUUCCCUUGGCCUUCCUUCCUGUUUAACUCUUGAUGUCUGGUCUUGCUGUAGAGACUGAACACAGCAGGAUUAUUGCUAGACUUUUUUUUGUUUUCUUAACUAUUUUACGACGUAUUCAUUGACGAAACGAACUCCACUACAAAUACAAGCCUCUAUAGAAGAACCUCUGAUCCUUUUUUAGUUAGGAAUAAAAAGACAAAGAUGUUUUAUUUUCUAAGAGUAUGUAGCAUUAGUGAAAUAACCUACUAUGAUGGAUCAUUUUUUAAAUUUUUUAUCAGUGGGCUAUUUUGUUUUUUUUGUUCCUUUUUUUUGUGGAAAGAUUUAGAGACUGUAUCCAGACCUGCCUUACUCUUACCAAUAUGUUCCUUUUUUGAACAGGGAGUUAUUCUACCGUAAACUAAGAUUAUUUUUAUGUAUUUUUUCGUUUUGUUUUUAAAGGAUACUUCCUCUGACAUUCUUAGAGCUGUCAUUUUAUUGUGAGGAACUGCAGUUCGAUCGGAAUAGUUGUUCUGUUUUUGUCCUCUGUUUUGUGAGUGACCCUCUCACUCAGUCAACUCGUCUCAGUGCACAAGUCUCCCCUUCUCCAGACACCGCGUAUGAAUCAGAAUCCGUAGCUAGUUGUGACACGUGAGCCUCUGGAUGAAAAGCAGAGUAUCCCUAAAGCAGCGUGGUCGUAUCAGCCCCCCAUGUUGGACUAAACUCUACACAAGUGGAAACCCCAAAUCCCUAAAGAUCCUCUAUUUGCCAAACUAGAGGGACAUGAAGUCUGACUCCUUCCUCAACAUGUGGACCUGCCCUGAGGAUGUUGGACACCACUGUUACACCUUCAGCCUUGUUGAUUUCCUGUCAGACUGGUCGUUUUUCAACUCCAUUCCACGGACGGACUGACCUGAACUUUUACCAGAACAGGAACACAAUGUUCAACAGACUCUACUCAGACUGGUCGUCUUUGAACUCAAGAGGAACACAAUGUUCAUCAGACUCUACUCAGACUGGUCGUCUUUGAACUCAAGAGGAACACAAUGUU
This is a messenger RNA of Oncorhynchus mykiss (rainbow trout), 5918 nucleotides long. The record is from RefSeq and is a predicted model, not a curated record. Lineage: Eukaryota; Metazoa; Chordata; Actinopteri; Salmoniformes; Salmonidae.